This is a messenger RNA of Puntigrus tetrazona (Sumatra barb), 1469 nucleotides long. RefSeq names its product membrane progestin receptor gamma-B. The record is from RefSeq and is a predicted model, not a curated record. The coding region runs from base 1 to 1062 and encodes 353 amino acids. Gene Ontology annotation, molecular function: signaling receptor activity. Gene Ontology annotation, cellular component: membrane. NCBI's taxonomy places the organism in Eukaryota, Metazoa, Chordata, Actinopteri, Cypriniformes, Cyprinidae. The transcript is spliced from 8 exons.
AUGUUCAGCCUUAUCAAGCUUCAGCGUGUCUUCAAUGUCCACCAAGUGCCUAAAGCAUUUCAGGAGGACAGCAUCAUCUCUGGAUAUCGACACCCCCGUAGUUCAGCCACAGACUGUGUGUUUAGUCUCUUUCAGCUCACCAAUGAGACCCUCAAUGUCUGGACACACUUUCUACCAACAUGGUAUUUUCUCUGGAAGUUGAUGACAGUGUUGUUGAUGGAGGAUGCGUGGUACGAUACGUACACAUGGCCUCUGCUGGUCUUCUUGUUCUCCUGCUGUGUGUAUCCUCUGGCCUCCAGCUGUGCCCACACCUUCAGCACCAUGUCUACCCGCGCUCGCCACAUCUGCUACUUCUUUGACUACGGAGCGCUCAGCCUGUACAGCCUCGGUUCAGCGAUCAGCUACUCUGCAUAUGUUUUUCCUGACGCAUGGGUGAACGGCACAUUUCAUGCAUACUACAUUCCUGCAGCUGUGCUAAACACCAUCCUCGCAACCAGCAUGGCCUGCUACUCCAGGCUUGGCAUACCAUUCCUUCACUAUAACCAUGACACCGAUGAAAGAUACCUGGAGAGACAGAGCCCACGGCUGAGUAAAGUGUUGCGAAUUCUUGCCUUUGCCUACCCUUACCUGUUUGACAACAUUCCUCUCUUCUACAGGUUGUUUCUGUGUGUAGGUGAGGGUUGCACUGAUAAUGAAGCAAACUCCAUUCAUGUUUAUCACACAUUGCUGGCUUUUCUCACCAGCUUCCUGUUUGCAACACACUUACCUGAGAGACUGGCACCUGGGCGCUUUGAUUACAUAGGCCACAGCCAUCAACUGUUUCACGUGUGUGCAAUAAUUGGGACACACUUCCAGAUGAAGGCCAUUGAAGCUGACAUGGUGCUGAGACAGCCACAGCUGCUGGUCGCUGCUCCUCCUAUCACGUUUAAUAACACUGUUGGAUCGGCUCUGGCUUGCGUCUGCAUCAGUCUGGGGAUCAUAUGUCUUUAUAGUCUACCUCUGUUGUACGGCUCCUCAGAAACACACCCAACAAAAACUGAAGGAAAGAAAUGCAAGCACUAAAUGCUACUUGAGACAGUUACAACGGUUAUUAUGAAAAUAUAUCUAGGACGUUCUUACUGGGUAUUACGUUAUAAAAAAUCCCCAAGAGGGGUUGUACCGAAGCUAUGCAACCUGAAAUAGCAGAGAGUAAUGAAUGUGUUACUGCAUGAAUUCUGCUAAAAAAAAAAAAGGCACUGAAUCUCUGGAAGGUCACUGGGUGUUAGUGGGAGGUUGUGCCAAAGUAGUGUUUAUUAAAUUAUUAAAUUAUUAUUACAUUUACAUAACCAUCACACUUCUAUGCAUAUACUCAGACUGGUCAUUAUUUCGUCAGUCCAAUUUUUCUAUGCUAUAUAUUAGAGCAUGCAUUUGGAAUGAAUUCAGUUGAAUGAAUCAGACUUUUCUAUGCUACAAAUGAGAGAGAGGAGACC